ACAUUAUUACCACUGUCGCACUGUCACUAGAUAUUUGUAGAGGCACGUUUUUAUUAAAAUUAAAAUGGCAAUUGAAACUGAAACACAGGACAAACCGAAAAAAAUAAAAUCAAACAAGAAAAAUAAACAAAGGAAAGAUAUUGUCAGUUUUGAAGAUGAGGUAAUAAACAAAGAUAGAGCUACAGAAGUGUUAACAAAAAUUAAAUCAGAGGAAAGUAUUGUUGAAAAUGAAGAUAUAUUCCAAGACAAAACUAUAAAAGGUAAGAAAAAGAAAAAUAAAACAAAAGUUCAGAUAGAAGAUCAUAGUAUACACGAUGAUUCCGAACAGUUGAAUGUUGUAUCAGAAGGUUCUGACAAAAUAUCCAAGAAGAAAAAGAAAAAUAAAAGAAAAGUUCAGGUAGAAGGUGACAGUGUACAAGAUGAUUCUGAACAGUUGAAUACUGCGUCAAAAGCUUCUAAAAAGAAAACGAAAGCAGUUAAUAAUGAAAUAAGCGAUGUUAAUCAAGAUACAGACAAAAUAUCCAUGAAGAAAAACAAAGACAAUUCCAAUGAGGUGAAAGAAGAAGAUACUACCAAUACAUUAGAAAAUUCUACAGAAAAUACAGAAUCUAAAAGAGCUAAGAGGCGAAAAAAACAUCUGGAGUUACAAGUUGCUAAAAAAUUGAAAGCCACACUAGUCACACAAGAAAAUUGUCUUAAUUAUCUGUCAAAAUGGAAGCAUAGCAGAAGUGAGUGGAAAUUUGAGAAAUUGAAACAGAUAUGGCUCUCAAACAAUCUGUUUGAUUCUGCAAAGAUUCCUGAAGAGUUUUGGGCAACAACAUUAGAAUACUUUACACAAUCUAGGGGAUUCGUUAGAAAGGUAAUAUUAAGAGAUGCUCUAAAGUUAAUUGAAAAUGAUAAAGCAGAUGAGGACAAUCCAGACGAGGAAUAUCAAAGCAAGUUAAAGAGAGCACGUGAUAUUGUACAGAGUUUACAAGAAUAAAUAUUUUAGAUCAA
This is a messenger RNA of Diabrotica virgifera virgifera (western corn rootworm), 996 nucleotides long. RefSeq lists its product as uncharacterized. The transcript has a single exon. NCBI's taxonomy places the organism in Eukaryota, Metazoa, Arthropoda, Insecta, Coleoptera, Chrysomelidae. The record is from RefSeq and is a predicted model, not a curated record. Bases 65 to 982 code for a protein of 305 amino acids.